Molecule: messenger RNA, 459 nt
Organism: Nyctereutes procyonoides (raccoon dog)
Lineage: Eukaryota; Metazoa; Chordata; Mammalia; Carnivora; Canidae
Gene: GNRH1
Product: gonadotropin releasing hormone 1
Exons: 3
Coding region: 119-397 (92 amino acids)
Biological process (GO): multicellular organism development
Cellular component (GO): extracellular region
Molecular function (GO): gonadotropin hormone-releasing hormone activity
Source: RefSeq, a predicted model, not a curated record
CAUCGCUACUUCUGCUUUCUGCACGGUUAGCAUAUAAACACGAGGCUUCUCACCAGAAGGUCUUUCUUGCUCAAGCCAGUCUGGGUCCAUUCUGGCUGUUGCAUUGCUGUUCCUUAGCAUGGAGCCAAUUCCAAAACUUGUAGCUGGACUUCUCCUGUUGACCUUCUGUGUGGUGGGCUGCUCCGGCCAACACUGGUCCUAUGGACUCCGCCCUGGGGGGAAGAGAAAUGCUGAACAUUUGAUUGAUUCAUUCCAAGAGAUGGCCAAAGAACUUGAUCAACCAGCAGAACCUCAGCACCUGGAAUGCACCAUCCACAAGCCCCGACCUCCCCUCAGGGACCUGAGAGGAGCUCUGGAAAGUCUGAUUGAAGAGGAAACUGGGCAGAAGAGGAUUUAAAUCCGCUGAACCAGAAGGAUUGGCGACACAAGUAUAAUUCUGACAUUGACAUUUGUGACUCG